AUGAUAGAACUCAACUACAAAAGAGGCGAGGUUAUCGAUGUGCAAGAAGAGUUUGGAGUAAAACAAGUUGAAAAGAACAAGUAUGUAGGGAACAAGCCAUUAGUCAAGCCGAAUGUUGUCUCAAAGGGAGCCUUUGGGGGCAAUCUAGCAGGGCAAGCGUUGCUUGUGGCCAUGAAGUCGGCAGAUGCGCAAUUUAAACCACAUUCAUUGCACUCAUACUUUAUCAGCGCUGUCAACAGUGAAGAUCCAGUUGAGUGGGAAGUUGAAGAGAUCUCCACGGGAAACAACUUUUGCAACAGAUCGGUUCGUGGCCUGCAGAACGGGAAAACCGUAUACUUUGCCAAUAUAUCGCUUACCAAGCGCAAUUCAUAUAGAGAAAGCUUGCAAAAAUACGAGGAGCACGCACGCAGGGUUCAGGAGAGAUUAAACAAACAGGGUAAUGGUGGUGGUAACAAUGACGACGACGAAAACGACAAUGAUGACGAUAACGUGCCACAGAAGCCGUUUCGCUUCCAGUCUCCCAUACACAAAUGGUUCCAAAUCAACCAGAAUAAGGAACUUCCCGUUUCGGAUAUAGAGUCCAACAUGUUGUGCUAUUUCAAGUUCUUUCCCGAGUUUUUGCACUUGGACCAGUCGAAAUAUGAAGACGACAUCCCUGUUGCGGAGCGGAGAUUUGCAUUCAUGGUCAGAUGGGGCAUAGAUAACGAGCAAGGGUUCCAUCAACCGGUGAAGAAUGUCGACGAGCAGUUCCAAUACGUCGGUUUGGGCAAUUUGUCCGACUCCUUAUUGCUCAAUGUUUUAUUGAGAGUGCUAAGGAUCGAGGAUGUCCAGUUGAAAGACUACCACAAGACGUUUUUCGGGGUGAGCUUGGAUCAUGUGUUGUAUAUCCACGAUGACGAUUUCGACGUCACGCAAUGGAUGGGGUACUGUUUCAAAGCCAUUCGCUUUAGCCACGACAGAAUAAUCAUGGAGGGAGAAUUGUACAAUCACAACGGCAUCCAUGUUGCAACCGUUGUCCAAGAGGGAUUGAUCAGAUUCGCAGGUAAAGAAGAAGGCGCCAAGUUAUAA
Messenger RNA from Lodderomyces beijingensis, 1068 nucleotides. Lineage: Eukaryota; Fungi; Ascomycota; Pichiomycetes; Serinales; Debaryomycetaceae. The record is from the annotation of a GenBank genome assembly.